CCCACAUCAAGUCAAGAUGGAGAAGCUAGUGUUUUCCGUCUGUUUCCUCGCGGUCUGUUUCCUGAUCAGCGAUUCCAGCUGCUUGGACAUGUUUAAAAGCAGGUCUGCGAAGAAAUUCUCGUUGUUUAAAUCGCGACAAUCUUUUAAUAACUUCAAGAAGAGGUCAUUUUCUGGAGAUAAUUUGAAUGUUCGAGGAAAGCCCGAGGGCAAGGGACAAGACCCCCCGCAGCCUCCACCCGUCCAGGAUGUAUGGGGAACGCUUGGAAUAUCAAGAGAAGAUUUCAUGAAAAAACACAAGGAUAAUCUGACAGCAGAAGUGAGGAGUGAUAUCAAAGAGAAUAUGAUGAAAGACUUACAGGAUAUGAAGGCAGGCAUGGAGUUCUGGGCUAGAGUAAUCUCGUGUUCGAGUAUGUAUGGUAUGUAUGACAAUGGGGCGACAGCUAAGAGGACGGUGAACGACACGGAAUCACAGGUGGAGCGGAACAUUACUGAAGUAGAGCAACAAGAGGAGAGUGCUUUAGAGGCCUUACUGGCCACCUUUGGAGUCAAUGAAACUAAUUUAGAGGAAACAGUCCAAGGACUACCCAUACCGAAGUUUAUUGAUGAAUGCAACGACAGUCCACUGAUCAUCGGGACUGGGAACGAGAAGGCAGACGAUGACCAGACACUGGCCAUCUGUGGAAGGUUACUCAUGGUGAAGACGAUAAAGAAACUGGCCGAAAAUAGUGAGAAUACACUGGUCAGCUUUAUGAACAGUUUCGAGGAAUAUCUGAAAGGAACUCUGACAUUUUUUCGCAUGUACUACAUGUAUCUUUCAACUGAAGUUCCUGAUGAUUCAUCAAUGGAUGAAGUUACCCGAGUUCUCCAAGCAAACAAACUUAAUGAACUGAAGCGAUUUCUGCAGGAUGCCAUUGCCGAACUGACAUUCAAAAAAUAAGCCUCUUCUUUGACCACCUGCCUAUGUCACAAGUGUAAUCAUUUAUUCUGCUAUAUUCAGAGGAACUUAUAAAUAUAUACCAAUAUGUUCUCUAUUUCUCUAAAAUUAUAUAAUAUAUGUAUAUCCAUUGACUUUCACUUUGUAUACCUUCUUGAUAAAUGAAUUUAGUUUCAUCUUU
Messenger RNA from Magallana angulata, 1115 nucleotides. RefSeq lists its product as uncharacterized. The record is from RefSeq and is a predicted model, not a curated record. NCBI's taxonomy places the organism in Eukaryota, Metazoa, Mollusca, Bivalvia, Ostreida, Ostreidae. Bases 17 to 937 code for a protein of 306 amino acids. The transcript is spliced from 10 exons.